Molecule: messenger RNA, 2111 nt
Organism: Lotus japonicus
Lineage: Eukaryota; Viridiplantae; Streptophyta; Magnoliopsida; Fabales; Fabaceae
Product: protein trichome birefringence-like 26
Exons: 3
Coding region: 586-1872 (428 amino acids)
Cellular component (GO): Golgi apparatus
Molecular function (GO): O-acetyltransferase activity
Source: RefSeq, a predicted model, not a curated record
AAGCUAGAUGUAGGUCUUCUUCUAACCGCAUGUUUGGAAAUUCGUUUGAAAAACACGAUGUAGUUAAAAUUACGAAGGACGGAAACCAAAACUACCAUUUUACACUUAAAUAUUCUAAGAUGGAUGCAUGUUACGUGACAUGGAUCCAUGAAGAAAGAGGAGCAAGGACUUAUUAAAAUGAGUUAAUGACACAUUCUCAUCUCAUCUCUCUGGCACUGCCAGGUGACUAAAGUAACCACAGCAAGUUUCACUCUUUGCCAAGUUCUCUCUGUCUCUUUUUUUUUUCUUCCAUUUUGCCAGCUUUGUUUAUCACUAUUAGUUUCAGAGAGUCAUGUCAUAGUUAAUGCUAUAAAAAUUUCCGAAUACAAACAGAGCCAUAACUACACUAGCUAUUACUCACGCAGUACAGAACAAGAGAGAUUGUGCAGGAAACACGUACCCCUUUAAUUCUAUUAAUAUUAAAAUGUUCCAAUUCAUUUGACUCACUUUGGUUUGUUUUGAUAAAGUACUACUAUACUCAUUCACGUCUUUGUUCCAUUUUUAGCACAUAAGAGAUUUUCUUGGUCUGAGUGACACCACAGAGAGAUGGUGAGUGGAAUGCGGUGUGAUUUGAACCACAGCCAUUUCUUCCUCAAGUUUGCAGUGUCAUGUCUCUUUCUGGGUCUCGCUUUCCGCCUCCUCUUCACGGGCUCGUUAACCUUGUUAUCUGUGCUGCUGCACAAUACUCCUCCUCUUGAUCAAAAUGCAGUAGCAGAGUCUCCCUUGUUUUCUCUUCCCUCUCUGAAACCUCAUGAUUCUGUUGAUUUUCCUGGAAACCACAGCCAAACCUCUCCAAAAGAUGCAGAAAAAUGUGAUCGUUUUGUGGGAGAUUGGGUGAGGGACCAAUCUGGUCCAUUGUACACAAAUGAGAGCUGCCAUAUGAUUGAAGGUCAUCAAAAUUGCAUGAGAAAUGGACGCACUGAUUUGGAGUACCUUCACUGGAGGUGGAAGCCAAGGGGCUGUGAAUUACCCAAGUUUAGUCCUCAGAAAUUUCUUGCUAUUAUGAGGCAUAAAUCAUUUGCCUUCAUUGGUGAUUCCAUCUCCAGGAACCAUGUCCAAUCGCUAAUUUGUAUUCUCUCACAGGUAGAAGCAGCUGAUGAGGUGUACCAUGAUGAGGAAUACAGAUCAAAGAUAUGGAAGUUCCCUUCCCACAACUUCACACUCUCAGUGAUAUGGUCCCCUUUCCUCCUCAAAUCAGAUAUAUUUGAGGACAUGAAUGGAGUUUCCUCCUCAGAAAUAAACCUUUAUCUUGACAUUCUGGACAACAAUUGGAACAAUCAAUACAAGAAUUUUGAUUAUGUUGUGAUUGCUGGUGGAAAAUGGUUCCUCAAGACAGCAAUAUACCAUGAAAACAACACAGUAACUGGCUGCCAUUACUGCCCUGGAAAGAAUCUAACAGAGCUAGGAUUUGACUAUGCGUACCGUAAAGCAAUGGAGCUUGUUUUUUAUUUCAUGGCAACAAACUCUAACCACAAGGCAAUAGUUUUUUUCAGAACCAGUACUCCAGAUCACUUUGAGAAUGGGGCUUGGUUCAGUGGAGGAUAUUGCAAUAGGACAGUGCCCUUCAAAGAGGGUGAAGUAGAAAUGAGUUAUGUAGAUUCUGUCAUGAGAGGUAUUGAAAUUGAAGAGUUUGACAAGGCUGAAAGGUCCCUAGGUUCAAACUUGAGACUCUUGGACACAACUACACUCUCAUUGUUGAGACCUGAUGGGCAUCCGGGGCCAUAUAGAGAGUUAGAUCCAUUUGCGAAGGCUAAAUUGCAGAAUGAUUGUCUUCAUUGGUGUUUGCCAGGACCAAUUGACUCCUGGAAUGACAUAUUAAUGCAAAUGCUGUGAUCAUUUAUGCAUAUACACUAAUAGCAUGUUUACAUCAGCUUAUUUUUCUCAAUCAAUUCUGAAGGCCAAAAGCUAUUUACAGAAGCUUCUUUCAGAUUUGCUUUAGAAUGUUUCCUGAUGUUUCCCUCUUGAUGUGGACUCGCCCCCAUAUCAUGACCGGAUAUGUUUCAGAAGCCUUAAAUGAUUGAUUUAAACCAAGCUUUAUAUGGUCUAACAUUUUUUUCUUCAAAAUGGUUGGU